Molecule: messenger RNA, 645 nt
Organism: Hypoxylon trugodes
Lineage: Eukaryota; Fungi; Ascomycota; Sordariomycetes; Xylariales; Hypoxylaceae
Exons: 2
Coding region: 1-483 (160 amino acids)
Source: RefSeq, a predicted model, not a curated record
AUGGCGCCUAUUCCUGAUGACACUGCCAACCCCAACGACCACUAUGACGCCGCCCCGCCUCUUGACGGCGGCGCAAGCCCGGCCGAGCUGGGUGGUAGUUCUAAGCAUUUUGCCCCCUCUGGUCUGGAGAUCGGUGUCAUUACUGGCGUUGUUCUCCUUGUCGUCCUCACCGUAGUCGGUAUUUUCGUCUGGCGAUCCCGCAAGAACCGCGAUGUUAAGAACAUUGACUCCGGUUCUUCUGCCAUUGCCACUACCAUCCCUGAAGGCGCCUCCCCCCUUACCGACAGCCACCGUGAGCACUUCGAGCCUAUGCCUCCUCCUAAGGACGACGCCGCCGGUGCUACUAUCAAGAACGACGACCUGUCUUCCAUCGAGCAUCCCGCUCCUGUCGUCCCUCAGGCGAAGUGGAACUCCUGGAACACUACGCGCCGCAACGGUAGCCGCGAGAAUGUCGAGGAACACGAGAUAGCAGAUCGUGUCUAAGCAUUUGUUCACCCUGGAUACCCAAUUGCAUUAUCGCAUUUUACAUCCACUAGCAACUUUCGGCGGACAUUUGUGAUUUCACAUUGCUAUUUUCGAUUUGCUACAACGGCACAUCAUACGACUGAUCCGAUUUAAUGAGCACGGCCAUGUUGGAAGAGGAGG